AGCAGGCCUGGCUAACGAGAUCCCCCGGCAAAGCCCAUCGCAUACUACAAACGUGCUCCGUAACGACGUCGCGAGAGAGUCCACCUUCGGAUGGGAAGUGGGAGACACCAAUAGCCUCAGGAGAUGGCCCCCCCAUCAGGACAGCGUCACGUCUGCCACUGCGGAAGAGGCUUCCUUCGCAAAGAGCACCUUCGCCGCCAUCAGGCUAUACAUAGCAGUCCCUCUUUUACGUGCCAUGUGUGCUCUCGAUCGUUUAGUCGCAGCUCCUCCGUCGUGAGCCGACCAAAGGGACGCAGGCUAAAGGUUAGAAAACCCGGUCGUUAUAGUGAUCUUCUUCGCCGCCAUCUGACAUUACACGAUGGCCCUGCUCAUUCGGAUUCUAAACGGGUACGAGCCUGUGAUGCCUGCCACGCCAGCAAGAUCCGAUGUGAUGGAGGCACGCGGUGCUCUCUAUGUACCAAGCGAGGGAUAGACUGUGCAUUCACAAGAGGACCUGGGCCCAAUGGCACGUCUGAUUUGCAGCGAAGAAGCGUCUCUUCAUUGCCAUCGACUUCUAAAUCCCAUUCGCCCGAUACUCCCACGCCCAGCAUACCGACCUCAGAUGCCGAUGGCACUGUUAAGACUGUUACAAGCCUCUCCACCAGCUACACAGAUAUCGUGGGCCCUGCAGAUCAGGCAACGCAGCAUCUGAAUCCAUCCAUCGCCACGGCGGGGCUGAAACUAAUCCUCAACGUCAUUUCCAACCCCCUAUCAUCGGAAACAAUGUCAAGAAAUCGACUACAACUGCCUGAAGAGAUAGAAAAGUGGUCCUCGGAAUGUCUAAGAGCAUACAUCACAAACUUCCAUGACCGGUGGCCCAUAUUGCACAUCCCAACCUUUGAGCGGGAGGUGAUUUCCAUCGGGCUAAGAAGCACCGCCAUCAUGAUCGGCUCUUGGGUCCGGAACGAGACUGCAGACAACAGCCUCGUAUACGACAUCCACAGCAUCCUUGUCAAGAACCUCCUCGCUGAUCUUAAUGACACACUCAUGAAAAAAGGUCGCCUCCUAUACAGCCUUCUUGUCACUGUAUUCCGACAACUCAAAGUCUUCAACGCCGAGGCCGUGGAGCAUCAGAUUCGGAUCCAUUUCAGCGGCGAUUUCCCCCCAUGGGCGUUUGCCAUGAAGGAAAAGUGGAAAAGGCUAACCACCAAUCUGUUCAAACUCGACACAUAUAUAUCCCUAUUAACGCAACAACCACCAUCAGUCCAACGCGAAGAAAUGAGCCUCGGCUUAACCUCCACAUUCGCCCUAUGGAACGCCUAUGGCCUCGAUGUCUUCUUCAGGAGAUGGCCUUCCGAGCCCCUGGAGCGAUCAUCGUACAAGAUCUGCGACCUCGCGCUGGGAUCUCAACAGCCAAUAUCGCCCGUCAUGCUCGUCGAAGACAUACAGAUCCGCAUGAUGGGCGUGACCAACUACGUCUGGAUCCUGAGCAAGAUGCGAGGGAACCCGAACCCGGCACUAUGCGCAUCCGCCGACCAGAAAGAGCUGAUAGCCACCCGUCUAAAGCGCUGCAAGCUGCAACUGGAUGGCAUGGCUGCUUUGUGGAUGGAUCCAGAACAACACAAGAUGCACAUUGAGUUCCUGCUUAGAGCGUACAUGGGCUCGGAAGAGCCUUUCCACAAUGACUGGGAAAAGUACUCACGGGGCCGAUUCUUCUCGUAUGUCUUUAGCGCCACCAUGAUGUACCACCUCCUCAGCAUGCACAUCUACGCCGACGCGCAAAGCUACAUGCAAAACCUCCCAGGCAUCACAUCAAGCCUGGCCCCCUGCGGCAUUACUCUCCCGAACCCCCCCAAUACUGCUGAAAUCAAGGAGUGGGCAAUGUCCAUGGACAGCAGAAUUGCAGUCUCACAUGCCAUCGUCGCAUACCGCGUCUAUAGCGGCCAUGUGUCCCCCUCUGAACUGAAAGCCGAAGUCGUCGAUCCCAUCGCCCACAUGACCAUCGCGGUAGGGGCUGGCAUUUUAUGGACGUGGAUACAAAACAACGGCAUGACGUGCACCUGCGAUUGCAUGAAUGUGCCGCUCGUUGACGGGCUGGACUUUGGCUUUGUGCGUCUAGAGACGGGGAAGAGCCCGGAAGUGGAAAGCUGGAUACGAACUGGGGGUGAUGUCUGGCUCAACGGAGUCCAGGUAUGUAAAUGCAAUGUAGGGGUUUGGCUUUCGCCAUUUGCUGCGAUACUGGCGCACGGGGCGAGGAAAUGGGAAAUUGGUAACGCAUUUGCGCAGAAGCUGUGGAACCAGCUUGGACUUCAGCGAUCUGUUUAGUAUAUGUUAAACUUUAUGAAAUUGGGACAACGGAGUUUCUGUUUUGCAUAAGAGCAUUGUAUGAUUGGCAAGGAAGCAAGGUAUCUGGAAUGUAUAUAACUAAGCUGCAUAUAGGUACUCACAGUAUAAAUGAUAGGUACUAGGCAUGCAUUAUUGCCAAGUAGAGGACCUACCUAUACAGACAACAAGGUCAGAAUGACAUGAGUGUUUUCAACAAAAA
This is a messenger RNA of Trichoderma atroviride IMI 206040, 2524 nucleotides long. Lineage: Eukaryota; Fungi; Ascomycota; Sordariomycetes; Hypocreales; Hypocreaceae. The record is from RefSeq and is a predicted model, not a curated record.